Debaryomyces hansenii CBS767 is the source of this 1335-nucleotide messenger RNA. Its product is annotated as bifunctional AAA family ATPase chaperone/translocase. Lineage: Eukaryota; Fungi; Ascomycota; Pichiomycetes; Serinales; Debaryomycetaceae. Gene Ontology annotation, cellular component: mitochondrial inner membrane. The transcript has a single exon. Gene Ontology annotation, molecular function: ATP binding; ATP hydrolysis activity. The record is from RefSeq and is a predicted model, not a curated record. Bases 1 to 1335 code for a protein of 444 amino acids. Gene Ontology annotation, biological process: mitochondrial respiratory chain complex III assembly; protein insertion into mitochondrial inner membrane from matrix.
AUGGCACAGCAACAAGCUACGUUUGAUUUGGAUAAAAUCAAAGAAAAUUCCGAUGGGUCAAUGUCAGGUAUUGCGAAACUGGCGUUCAACGAAGUUGUGGUGAACAAUCCAUAUUUUGCCGCCGGUGGUGGAUUGAUGUUGUUAGGGACAUCAUUGGCGCUUGCACGUAAAGGUAUAACGGCGUCAUCUGGAUUUAUUUACCGUCAGUUGUUAGUUGAUUUGGAGAUUCCGUCGAAAGACAAGUCAUACUUGUGGUUUUUGGAAUGGAUGUCCCAAUAUAAGCAUAGAACUUCCAGACACUUAUCAGUGGAAACAAACUAUAUUCAGCACGAUAAUGGGGCUGUUACGACGAAAUUCUCGUUGGUUCCUGGUCCCGGAAAGCACUUAAUCAAAUAUCAGGGUGCGUAUAUGUUGGUUAGUAGAGAAAGAUCGGGAAAGCUAUUGGAUAUGACCAACGGGAGUCCAUUUGAAACCGUCACGUUGACUACAUUAUACAGAGAUAAGAACUUAUUCCACGAUUUAUUGGGCGAGGCCAAGAAAUUGGCGUUGAAGGUUCGCGAGGGUAAAACGGUAUUGUUUACGUCGUGGGGCCCAGAAUGGAGGCCGUUUGGACAGCCUAGAAAGAAAAGAAUGUUGGGAUCGGUUAUCCUUGACCAAGGAAUCGGCGAAUCCAUCCUUGAUGACGUGAAGGACUUUUUAACUAGUGGUGAUUGGUAUCACAAAAGAGGUAUUCCUUACAGAAGAGGAUAUUUAUUGUACGGACCACCGGGUAGUGGUAAGACGUCGUUCAUUCAAGCAAUAGCGGGUGAAUUAGACUAUAAUAUAUGUAUUCUUAAUUUGUCAGAAAACAAUUUGACCGAUGAUAGACUUAACCAUUUAAUGAACCAUAUUCCUGAACGGUCGAUAUUGUUAUUGGAAGACGUUGACGCUGCAUUCAACAAAAGAGAACAGUCGGACGAUGGCGGCUAUACCUCAGGGGUGACAUUCUCUGGCUUAUUAAACGCAUUGGAUGGUGUUGCCAGUGCCGAAGAAUGUAUAACUUUUAUGACAACAAAUCAUCCCGAACGCUUAGACGCGGCUCUUUUAAGACCAGGAAGAAUCGAUUUCAAAGUAAUGAUUGACAAUGCCACCGAACACCAGGUCAAGAAAAUGUUCUUGAGAUUCUAUGAAGACGAAGUCGACUUAUGCGACCAAUUCUUGGAAAAGUAUAGACAAUUGGACAUGAAAAAUAUCAGUACUGCCCAAUUACAGGGGUUGUUUGUGUAUAAUAAAAGAAACCCCCACAAUGCUAUCAAAAUGAUUGAUACAUUAAAAAACCCCAACACUGUAUUUUAA